Molecule: messenger RNA, 759 nt
Organism: Penaeus vannamei (Pacific white shrimp)
Lineage: Eukaryota; Metazoa; Arthropoda; Malacostraca; Decapoda; Penaeidae
Source: RefSeq, a predicted model, not a curated record
AUGAUCUCCAGACGCUCCUUGGUGGUGAUGGUGGCCGUGAUGGCAAUGGUGUACGUCGCAGCAGCUGGAGGAGGAUAUGAGGUGGAGGAGGAUUUGGUGGAGGACGGGGUGGAGGGUCAGCAGGAGGCGGAUUUGGAAGGGGUGUUGGUGGAGGAAGCGGUGGAUUUGGUGGAGGAGGAGCUGGAGGAUUCGGAGGCGGCAACGCACUUGGUGGCGGCGGCGGCGGAGGAGGAUACGGCGGAGGUCGUGGCGGCGGCGGCGGCGGAAGUGUGCUCCCCGCAGUUUUCCUGGGAAGUGGAAAGCUCUCUGGCGGAGGCGGCGGCGGGUUUCGGAGGCAGCGGUAGCGGGGCUGGAGGAUUCGGAAGCAGCGGUUUCGGCAGCGGUGGUGGAGGCGGUGGAUUCGGAGGCAGCGGAUUUGGCAGCGGUGGUGGAGGCGGUGGGUUCGGAGGCGGUAGCGGGGUGGGGGAUUCGGAGGCAGCGGUAGCGGGGCUGGAGGAUUCGGAGGCAGCGGUAGCGGGGCUGGAGGAUUCGGAGGCAGCGGUAGCGGGGCUGGAGGAUUCGGAGGCAGCGGAUUUGGCAGGCAGUGGAGGCGGUGGAUUCGGAGGCAGCAGCGGUGCUGGAGGAUUCGGAGGCAGCGGUAGCGGGGCUGGAGGAUUCGGAGGCAGCGGCGGCGGGGCUGGAGGAUUCGGAGGCAGCGGAUUUGGCAGCGGCGGCGGAGGAGGCAGCAGCCGUGGAAGCGGUGGCGGCUACGGAAAAUGA